CUAUCUCCACUUAUCAUUUGACACUCGAGUGGUGCAGUGUUCUAUGAUAUGUCAACAGAUGGGCAGACAUGUUCACAUUGAUUAUUGUCGUACUCCGGUGGGCCAGACAUGUGGGGGGAAGGGGCUCCAGCACUGCACGGCUAGAGUGGCACCGGAACCGAUGAGACCGAAGGAUUUCGUGAGUCACAAGUUGUAUUGGAGGCGCACCGGUUUCAAAGAUCCUUACUCAAACGAAGAUCGGGAUGCAUUCGCCAAGUGCGACGCCAUUUGUAUGGACAGGGAGCACCAGACCGAGGCGAACAGCUCCGCUCAGCCAUCUUACUGCACUUUGCCCAUUUUCCAUGCGUCCCUUAACCCUGCAAGGACACCUCCAGGCGGUGUUGGGUAUAUCUCUGGUGAUGGGCAUCAUUUCAGCUGCCAUAACCCUGCUCUUCUUCAGCAAGCAUUCUAUGUGUGAAUAUCCAGUGUGCUGCGCCUAUUACUGGAGUUUUCUAACUUGUGGCUUUUAGCAUCUUCGUUAUUGACAGGUGGGGACGC
This is a messenger RNA of Phanerochaete carnosa HHB-10118-sp, 537 nucleotides long. RefSeq lists its product as uncharacterized. The coding region runs from base 44 to 457 and encodes 137 amino acids. NCBI's taxonomy places the organism in Eukaryota, Fungi, Basidiomycota, Agaricomycetes, Polyporales, Phanerochaetaceae. The record is from RefSeq and is a predicted model, not a curated record. The transcript is spliced from 5 exons.